Messenger RNA from Malassezia japonica, 1599 nucleotides. RefSeq lists its product as uncharacterized. Gene Ontology annotation, biological process: regulation of DNA-templated transcription. Bases 1 to 1599 code for a protein of 532 amino acids. Gene Ontology annotation, cellular component: nucleus; RNA polymerase II transcription regulator complex. Gene Ontology annotation, molecular function: DNA-binding transcription activator activity, RNA polymerase II-specific; transcription cis-regulatory region binding. Lineage: Eukaryota; Fungi; Basidiomycota; Malasseziomycetes; Malasseziales; Malasseziaceae. The transcript has 2 exons. The record is from RefSeq and is a predicted model, not a curated record.
AUGUCCGUCGCUCCUGCGCCUGUUCAGGCAGGCAUGACGGCCUCGUCCGAGCCAGAGGAUAUCAUCCAGCCGACCAAGGAAUGGGUCCUUCCCGCACGCGGCAAGCCAGGGCGCAAGCCUGCGGUCACUGUUCCGCUCACGAAACGAAAGGCACAGAACCGCGCGUCGCAGCGCGCAUUCCGCGAGCGCCGGCACGCCUACCUCGCCGAGCUCGAGGAAAAGGUGGCGCGGUACGAGGCCCGCGAAAUUGAUGCGAAUGUACAGAUGCAGCGGAUCGCACUGCAGUGCCGCGAAGAAGCAUCCAUGCUCCGCCAGAAAAACGAAACACUCACCGCACGGUGCGAGCAGCUUGAGAAACAGCUGCGGGCGCUCAGCACGGCCGGCUCGCCACCGCAGUCCAACGGUGGCACGCCGAGCGGGUGUUUGCCACCGAAGCACGAGGCGCGUACGCACGCCUCGCCAGAAGCCGUGCCGACCAACAGCACGGUGUCUACUGGAUACUCCCCGCCGCCGAGCACCGGCGCAGCGACGCCGACGCCCAACGGGUCGAUUCCUCAUAUGCCCAUGCUUCGCCAGUCGAGUACGCCGAGCGAUCCAGACGAGAUCGGAUUCGACUGCGGAUUCUGCCCCGACCAAAACCUGUGCGUGUGCCGCGGCAAGGCCAAGCUCGAGUUCGGCGAGGAGAUGCACGACCCCCUCACACCAGGCGCUACGCCGAGCCUCUACCAGAGCGUCCCGCCACAGACACAGGCCGCCGUGCCGCUCGUGCGCUCUACACGCCCCAAGCCGCGGCUGUGGGCAACGACGCCAAUGAGCGACGCGUCCAAUGCCCCGUCGCCAAUCGGGACACGCGUGGGGUCGUGGGCCGCCGGCACGUCGCCUGGAGCGAUCGCGCAGCGCGCAGGAUCUCGCCCCCGGCUCUGGGCCGUACACGAGCCCGAGCAAAAGUCUGCUCCGAGCCCGCGGCGGCCGAGUGCACCGUCGUGCACCGGCGACCAAAAGACAUGCAGCGCAUGCAACGCGGACCCUGCGCUCGCGACCUUUUGCUCGGCCGUCUCGCGCAGCGUCCAGGUACCCAUGUCGACGCAGCGCCAGGCGCCCCUGCCCCCUCCAUCCGCGGCGUCGGCUGCGAGCCCCGGGCGCCGCGAGACGGUGCCGCAUGCCUUUACACGGAUCCGCAACCACCCCAACUUUUCGCAGUGGAAAGGCGACGGUGGGCUGCAGAUGCUCGCCGAGAUCGUCUCGCGCGACUCCAAAGACGAAGAAGCGUCUCGCGGCGAUGCGGAGCGUCUGCCGCCCCGGCCGGCCGGCGGCGGCUCGCCGUCGCGCAAGCGCAGCUCGCCGUCGCCGCCGGCGGUGCAGCCGAUGCGCCGCAGUGCGCCGGACGCGUCGCCGGACGUGGCCAGCGAAGGAGAGCGGCGAAAGCGGACGCGUGCGGACAAUAUGGUUUACGUACGCAGCGAGGCCGUUUCGGAGGCGCUUGCCAUGCUCGACCGCCCCGGCGAAGGGGAAGAGGAUGCGGGAGCAGCCAUACCCCACGCGAAAGCGUGCCCUUGCCCGUGGGUGAAUACCUCCUCGCGGCUGCCAUGGCCACGGUGA